Messenger RNA from Knipowitschia caucasica, 1734 nucleotides. Lineage: Eukaryota; Metazoa; Chordata; Actinopteri; Gobiiformes; Gobiidae. The record is from the annotation of a GenBank genome assembly.
AUGGCGUUCUCCCUGAGAAGCGAGUCCCACAGGCCUGAGUGCUCUGACCCAGAGUCUGCAGCGCUCUCCACCUGCAGCAACGCAGACGUGUUCCGUAGGAUGAAUACCAUGCUGGGCAACGCUCUGGACCUCACCGGCGUCUGCACUACCCCCAACACCACCAAGGGGAAGGACCUACUCUGUGGCGCACCGGGCACAGAGGCAGCAGAGUCGGAGCUGGCAGCGGUGGGCAGCAGGAGGAUGCUUUUCCCAAACUGUGGAGUCUCCCAGGACAUGGCAUCGCCCAGAAGCCAGCUCGGAGUCUCAGACCUGGGCCUGGGCCUUCAGUCUCUGCGUCUGUCUGGCUGGGACAGGACAUGGAGCAGCCAGGACACUGACUCUCAUCCCUCGCCCACUCAGGUCCAGACCAGCUCUCCCUCCAUGCUAGGUAUGCUGAACAGCCCCUUCAGUGGGCUCCUUGGAAAGCCGCCUGGAUACAUGUGCCCUGAGUCCAUGGGAAUGGCUGCAGACUUCCUGGAGAAGUUUCCCUGCAUGGCCCGCAUGGCUUCACACCGACUGGACUCCGGAUGCUUCCUGGACUCUCGCUCCAGCAGCCCGGAGGACUCUGAGACCAGUGGCUUCAGCUCUGGCUCGGAUCACCUCUGCGACAUGCUGUCCACUCUGCGCAUCUCUCCUCCGCUGCCGUACCUCACCUCCAACAUGCAGAAGGACCUGCUGAGACUGGGCUCUCGUCUGGACCCCCAGGACACCAGCUCCCCUCUGACUCCUCCUCCUGGUACCAGCCCUGGCUCCUCGGUGCUGUCCCGGCGCUGGCGUUCAGGCUCCCCAUGGCCUGGUGCAGACGUCCUGGAUCAGUCAGACUCUUUCAGCAUUGAGCGAGAGGCGCGUCUGCAUCGACAGGCAGCAGCUGUGAACGAGGCCACCUUCACCUGGAGUGGACAGCUGCCGCCGAGGAACAACAAGGACCCACUGUUCUCCUGCAAAGUGUUUCUGGGUGGGGUGCCCUGGGACAUCACUGAGUCUGGACUGAUUGCCACCUUCAGCAGUUAUGGCCCUCUGAGUGUGGAGUGGCCGGGUAAGGAUGGGAAACACCCACGCUGUCCGCCCAAAGGUUACGUCUACCUGAUUUUUGAGAAUGAGAAGUCUGUGAGAGGACUGCUGCGUGCUUGCUCUCAGGACCCCUUCCACCCGGAGGAUAAUCGAGAAUAUUAUUUCAAGAUGUCGAGCCGCAGAAUGAGAUGUAAAGACGUGCAGGUGAUCCCCUGGGUGAUCUCUGACAGUAACUAUGUGCGGUGCCCAGCUCAGCGCCUGGAUCCCAGUAAGACUGUGUUUGUGGGUGCGCUCCACGGGAUGCUGAACGCCGAGGCUCUGGCCAGCAUCAUGAACGAUCUGUUUGGAGGAGUCAUGUACUCUGGCAUUGACACGGACAAGCACAAGUAUCCUAUAGGCUCCGGACGCGUCACUUUUAACAACCAGCAGAGUUACCUGAAGGCUGUGUGCGCCGCCUUCGUGGAGAUCAAGACGCCAAAGUUUACCAAGAAGGUCCAGAUUGACCCAUACCUGGAAGACUCAAUGUGUCAAGUGUGUCUUCGUCAGCCGGGGCCGUUCUUCUGCAGGGACCAGGCGUGUUUCAAGUACUACUGCCGCUCCUGCUGGCACUGGCAGCACUCCAUGGACAUCCUGAGCAACCACCGGCCCCUGAUGCGGAACCAGAAGAACCGCGACCUGAGCUAA